AAGGUCACGGAUUAUCUGCACCUGAGCUCCGGCUGCGAGGAUCGACUCGCUCUGUGAUCUACAGGCGCUGCCUGCAUGUGUGUGUGACAGAAAAGAGAGAAGGCUGAUUCACAAAAUGAUGCAAAGUCAGCGACGCCCACCCAGCUGGUCAUGUGACUUCUUCCUGUUGAUUGGGCUUUAAAUCACCUUCAUCUCCUCAGAAAUAGAACCACAGCAGGAAUAGCAGCCAGAAGAGGUUCUUGUCGGAGCAGCUGAGGAUUGUGGGAGUUUCAGUGCAGAUUUUUCUUCUUCUUCUCUUCAGUGACAGCAGCAGGAUGUUUGGCAGGUUGCUGCUCUGCUGCUGGUCCUUCAGUCUGCUGCGGCUCUCCUCCUCUCUGGUUCAUGGGGGUAUCCAACUGAAUGACGGCCCGGUUCGCGGUCUCCAUACCGACACCUCUUACCUUACUGACAUCGAUAGAGGCCACGCCUCCAACCCUCUUCAGGAAACCGGCCUCCUGUCUGUAGACUCAGAGGAAGACCGCUUCCUGAUGGAGGCAGGCUCCAACAAUGAGGAUUUGUCUGCGCUGCAGCUGCAGGGCCGAGCUGUGCGCUCCCCUCGCCGCUGUAUCCCUCACCAGCAGUUCUGUCUGGGUUACUCGCUGCCCUGCUGCGACCCCUGCGACACCUGCUACUGCCGCUUCUUCAACGCCAUCUGCUAUUGCCGUCCCGUGGGCCAUACCUGCCCACACAGAGGCACCUGAGCACAGUUCAUGAUGUUUUGAUCCAUUUGGUUACACCUGGUCCUGUAAAAUAAACUGAAAGUGUGUUCUGAUGGAUUUGUCUCCUCUAAGGAUGCUGUGUAACUGUAAGAACUGAAGAUGAAUAAACAUAUUUAUUUCUCUUAUGUGAUGAGAUUCUGUAUAGUGGUAACUGCAUAUGAACAGUUUGCUGCAGCUUGAAAUAAAUAUUUAAUGUUU
Molecule: messenger RNA, 956 nt
Organism: Girardinichthys multiradiatus
Lineage: Eukaryota; Metazoa; Chordata; Actinopteri; Cyprinodontiformes; Goodeidae
Product: agouti related neuropeptide
Exons: 5
Coding region: 315-740 (141 amino acids)
Biological process (GO): hormone-mediated signaling pathway; adult feeding behavior; positive regulation of feeding behavior
Cellular component (GO): extracellular region
Molecular function (GO): type 1 melanocortin receptor binding; neuropeptide hormone activity
Source: RefSeq, a predicted model, not a curated record